AUGGAAGCCCCUAGUAUAGGCACCGACUUUCAGCUCUUCUCGCCCGCUCACUCGAGGGGUAGGAAGAGCUCACAGGGCGAUUCCGGCUCCGAUGAUGCUGGUCAAGAUUGGAAUGAGUGGAUGAGAUGGGAUGAGCAGGCUUUCCCGGACUCCAAGAACUUGCCGUUGUCGCCAUCUCUCACAUCGCCGCCGUUCUCCGAUGGGAAGCAGGGUAUCGACCUCUUUCCAACCGGGGACUUUUCUCCCGACGUUCCCCUCGACUGUACGAACAUCUCUUUCGACGCUUUCCCAACGCAAGACAGUAGCGGUGUUCUUCCGACACCGAACUUUUUCCAGGAUGGUAUGGAUACUUUUACCGCAAACUCCGUCGUAUCCGGAUCUCCUCUCUCGACAGUCGCUGGACAGAAGCGUAAAUCUGGUAGUGACGACGACGGGUCCGCUGGCAGUGGCGUGGUGCAGGAAGUGAAGAAGGUGCCGUCCAAGAAACGAGCGCAUAACGUCAUCGAAAAGCGAUAUCGUGCGAAUCUAAACGAAAAGAUAGCCGAGUUACGGGAUAGUGUUCCCAGUCUGCGAGCAUCCAAGGGCAGCGGAGGUCUUGCUGACGAUGAGGAUGAAGGCGUCACACCAGCAAACAAACUUAACAAGGCUUCUAUUCUCUCAAAGGCUACUGACUAUAUCAAGCAUUUGGAAAUCCGCAACAAGCGCCUUGAGGAUGAAAAUACGGCCUUGAAGAUCAGACUUCGCGAGCUGGAAAAAGCGGCUGAUCAAUCCUUAACUUCGGCAGCCUCUGUAUCAUCGCCUAGCAAUUACACCGUCUCCACAGAGUCCGGAGGAAGCUCGUCUCCCAGUAUCUUUUCGAAUCCGGAAGACAGCCCGAUUGAACCCUCGCCCUCGUCUUCUCGUCCAGCGGCAGGCAUGAUUCAAAUGCCGGACUCCUUCAAACGCAUGCGCAGCGAGCAGCCGAAGGACAAUCUCUGGUCACAGUCAUAUAUGCAGUAUCCCAGUUCAAGCAGCGGGUCUGCCCAAUCUGGAAAUGGUCGCCGGCGGUCAUAUUAUCCGAACAAAUACGUACUUGGCACUCUUGCCGGGCUUAUGGUUUUUGAGGGCUUGGGUAAAGAGAAGGAGACUGACUCGACGGCCAAAGGCUUGCUGGCUCUGCCGUUCAACUACUUCAGGAAUGUUGAGGUUCCACCCGUCCUAUAUGAGACAAUGGGCCGGAGCUUCUGGUCGUCGUGGCACGCCAAAGCUAUCCUACACUUCCUUUUCUUGGCCGUUCUAGUUGUUGGCUCUGCUUUCAUUGUGUUCGUCUAUCUCUUCAAUUCCGGACCCGGACACCAAAGCUCUUCCAAGGUGUCCACGACGAAUGUCAUGCUGUCUUCGUCGAAUUUCCGACGCCAAGCCUGGCUGACCAGUAUUCAACGAGUCGGGGUGCCAAGGCAUCGGUUUUUUCACGAAUGGUAUGUCGUGACUUCACGGUGUUUUGAAUAUGUUCUACGAUGUCUUCUUGGAUGGAAGCUUUAUUCCUCGAUUACUGGCAUCACAGCAGAAGAUGAGAAGGGCCGGGUCAAGACGUGGGACAUUGCGAUUGAUGCGCAACUCUCUGGCGGCGAUGCCGAGAUCAGCAAGAGCAGACUCGUACUUACGAUCUUCGCUGCUGGGACUUUACCGCGUAGCCCGAUGAGAAUGAUGCUCAAGGCGCUUCACUGCCGCAUCCUCCUAUGGAGAGUUGGGGUUCCCGGUCAAUGGAGCUAUCAAGUCUCCAACGAUGUUGCCCGCUCACUUGCCAAGUAUCAAUGGGACCUGGCACGGAAGAAGAAUGCGGCAUUACCCAAAGACCACGAGGAUGCCCUUCCGUCGCAUCUCAAGGCGCUGCUGAAAUGCGAAUGCGAAGAUGUCAUGAUCGACAGCAUAAUUCAAAGGGCGGCCAAUUUGACAUGGAACGAUCCUACGCAAGAAGGAUCCGAUGGUGAUGACGCCUUCUUGGAUGUAGUUGAAGAGGAUCCAGCGAUUCAAUCCUCCCUGGAUGCUCUUGCGGCGUGGUGGUCGUCUCACCUUUUACAGCGAGCACUUCUCAGGUAUUUCGAGGCGAGUGCACGCGGUCCGGAUGCAAAGAAGAGCCGUGACCUGUUUAAGGCGAAGAUUCAGCUUGCUCUCGACGUGGCACCGCAGCCUUCCGCCGCUCAUACUCGCGCGCUUGUAAUGAUGGCGGUGUUCUUCGAGCAAGACCGGGUCGAGAACAUCGGAGCCGUCCUUGCCGCGCUGCCCAAGGAAAAGUCCAAGAGUACACAGAACUCGACGUUCAACUUCCUGGACUCCUCACUGCCGGUGUCUGUCCGCGAGGAGAUUUCUAUCGCAGUUCGCUGCGCUAUGAUCGCCGCUAUCUUUACCGCGCGAUCUCGCCACGAAACUUCGCUGCCCGAGUCGUUCACGAUGGAGAAAGCCGUGACUUGGUUUGAUCAGCUGCCGCUAGAUCCGGUCGACCUGACACUUCUCGGCUUCUCUGCUGUGUACCAUCUACUUCAUGUUCUUGCUUCGGAUACCGGCUAUUUGUCGUCUUCGGAUUCGUCGCGGCCGUCGUCGCCCAUGCUCAAGGACUCGCUUGGAGACUCAUCCGAUGAUGCCGAAGAUGAGGCAGAUGAACCGGCUACGUUCAAGAAAGGUGCCCCGGAGCCGGUACCGCUUAUCGGACGUGUCGCGUCAGAACUCAUGUACUGGGCUCGCAAUGCGUACAACCCAACCUUCUACGGCUUCACCUCAGACCUUGUCCAGGUUAUCGAAGAGGAAUGUACUUCUUUAUGCCGCGGGGCUGGGGUCGACGUUGCGGAUUACGCCCGUCUUCAUCAACAGAGAUUGAAGGCGAGCCAUCGCAAAGACAAGCAAAAGAACAAGUCUCGGUCAUCGAGAGAACAUAUCACUCCACCUGCCGAAGCUCAUCGUGACACCAAGUCAACGACUAGUAUCAAGUCAAGCGAGUCUCGGCAUGCUCAAAAAGACCAACCAACACGGGCAAAAUCCACCGAGACAGGGAUGGAGCGGACAUAG
Molecule: messenger RNA, 3042 nt
Organism: Aspergillus mulundensis
Lineage: Eukaryota; Fungi; Ascomycota; Eurotiomycetes; Eurotiales; Aspergillaceae
Product: basic helix-loop-helix domain-containing protein
Exons: 1
Coding region: 1-3042 (1013 amino acids)
Biological process (GO): SREBP signaling pathway; positive regulation of transcription by RNA polymerase II
Molecular function (GO): protein dimerization activity
Source: RefSeq, a predicted model, not a curated record